Sinocyclocheilus rhinocerous is the source of this 834-nucleotide messenger RNA. Its product is annotated as cytospin-A-like. NCBI's taxonomy places the organism in Eukaryota, Metazoa, Chordata, Actinopteri, Cypriniformes, Cyprinidae. The transcript has a single exon. The annotation marks the transcript as partial. The record is from RefSeq and is a predicted model, not a curated record.
UCUCUGGAGCAUCGUCUAGACAGCCCUGACAAAGGUCUGCGCUGCCCGUCCUUUAGUCCUGAGCCUGUAUCUGGUGGAGGCAGUGGAGGUCACAGCGAAAACAGUGGGGGUGGUAUGCGUGCAUCUUCUGCAGAAGGCUCUGCCCAAGGCUCUACCGAGGACCUGCUUUCAGAAACGAGACGUGUAGGCUCUCCUGAUGCACUGGACAGUGAGUGCAGUGAGGCCUACCAGCCGAUCACCUCCAGCGAUGAUGCUCUGGACGCGCCCUCUGGAUGUGGAUCCUCUUCUGAAUCAGAAGGAGGGCCACCGAGCCGGGAACAUUCCCGCAGGGGCAGCAGCGGGAACACCAGUGAGGUUUCCGUGGCCUGCCUGACUGAGCGCAUCCAUCAAAUGGAGGAAAACCAGCACAGCACAGCAGAAGAACUCCAGGCCACUCUGCAGGAGCUUGCUGACCUGCAGCAGAUCACGCAAGAGCUGACCACAGAGAAUGAACGCCUUGGUGAGGAGCGUGCCAUUCUGGUUGACUCCCUCUGUCAACAAGAGGAGCGUCUGGAACUGUACGGAAGACAGCUGGACUACUUCCGAGGCCUGCUUGAUGAGCAUCGGGUGGCCUACGCCAAGGAUGAUGAAGAUGCCAAAAGCAGCCGAUACGUGGAGCUGGAAAGGCGCUAUGCCGAGCUGAACGAGGGCUCGCAUUUUGAGCGGGAGCAGCUGCUGGGCAUUCAGCAACAGCUAAGCAGUGCACUCAAGAUGGCAGAACAGGAGAAUGCAGAAGCCCAAGGCCUGAUGGCGGCAUUGAAGGAGCGUGUCCAUGUGGCGGAGAGAGCUGUGGAA